Molecule: messenger RNA, 2491 nt
Organism: Gigantopelta aegis
Lineage: Eukaryota; Metazoa; Mollusca; Gastropoda; Neomphalida; Peltospiridae
Exons: 4
Coding region: 1103-2491 (462 amino acids)
Source: RefSeq, a predicted model, not a curated record
CUGUUAUUUAACACAAGACAGUGGCGGAUCCAAAAAAUCCAUUUAGGGGGGCCCCAAGGACAUGAGGCAGAUUGACAAUGGAACUUUGGUGGGAGGUUUGGAGGGGAUCGUAAAAAAAUUAAAAUUAAUAUAUAAUAAAAUUAUAACUGUCGCAAAAUUUAGGGGCGGGGGGGGGGGGGGGGCGCCUCCUGGACCCCCCUAGAUCCACCUUUGCUAGGUCCAGCCAUAGACAAAAUAUGAAAGCCUGGCCAUUCAUACGGCAUUGAGUCCGUUUGUCAUAACCGCGUUUUUUUAAGCAUCGCGGGCGGCGCGCGGUACGUAAAAAAUGGAGCAUCAAAAAAAUAAAAAAUAAAAAAAAUGGUUGUAUAGUUAUCAAUAGAAAUUAUUUCAAUCAUUUCACAUGAGUCUGUUUUUUGCGUUCCACGCCCGCGCCCGCACUGCUGUUAUGAAAACAUUACUACUGAUAACCUUAGGGUUGGUGUUUUUAAAAGCAUCUCUGACCGGCAUUUCCUCGCCUUGACUGCGCCAAAAAGAAAAGAAGAAAACAACAUAUUAAAAAAAAAAAAAAAAAAAAAAAAAAAAAAAAUGCGAUCAAGGUAAACGAUUGUUUUACAAUACAUAUUGGUCUGACCAAUCCAAAUAUUUGUAACAAAAGGAUUAUUAGAGCUAAAAGGUAUUUUUUAUUGGUUGUUCAGAAGUUUUAGAGCUACACGUGUUAACACAGCAAUUCAAAAAGCAGAACAUUAUAUCGAUUCUGUUCCAACUGACAAUAAUAUACUUUGUUUCAUACACCUCGUGAGCAAUGUUUCAACAUGAACACAACGGAAUUCGAUUCAUGUCUGUUUGCUGUUAGCAACACAAGGCGCGCAAAUCGUCCGUUAUGACAUUAAAACACACACAUAUUAUUAAUGUAGCGACAUAGAGAAACCAUUUAGAGAAUUCAUUUAGCGAUUACAAAUUGCUGCAAAUAGUAGAAACACCGCAUGUGUUAGACGUAGGUCCCCAAGACAAGGUGUCUUUUGUUAAUGUGGUUUAUGAAAUUACAGUAUAACAUGAGAUGCAUUGAUACAUUUGUCUCGGAAAGUCUUUGGAUUAUGAUGUAAUGGAAACACAUCUGAAAGUGAUAUUUUGGAGUAUUCUGUUGGCAACUAUAGGUACAAGUGCUGGCCAAAAGUAUAUUCAUUUGGGAUGCUACGAAGAUCAGCCACAAAGUCCACGACUUGUUCACCAGUACAUGACAUCUGCUGACGAUGACGUAUCACGUUGCCUAGCAACAUGUCAACAGAAAGGCUUUCCAUUUGCUGCGGUACAGUCAGGUGGAGAAAACUGCUCUUGUGGAAAUACCUAUGGGAAAUACAAACAAUCAGAUAACUGUGUGUACGGCUGUUACGAAGAUGGAUUUCCCGCAUGUGGAGGAAAAACGGAGUUUAGCAUUUACUACUCUGUUGUAAAAGCUGAUUCAUGCCCGGCAAAAAGUACCCAUGUGUCUGAAGUACCGAGCGACAUAUGUCUUAAUAUUAAAACAGAUGAUCGGAACUUCACUGAGGCCAGACGACAAUGUAUAAAAGACGGAGGUGACUUGGCGGCUAUACCAGGGGAGAGCACCCGUGCAGGCUUAAAGACUCUUUUUGACGGCUGCCCAUUGACUAGCUGUCCUUCGAUGAAGGUGGACGUGUCAACGUGCGCUCUCGAAUUGCCCCCCCACCUGGGGGGACUGAUUGCCAGCUUUGGCCCGAUGUUGGAGUUCCGGGUCACGUAUACCGGGUCACGGGCGACCGUGACUUUGGUGUACGGUGACCCGCCUCCACAGAAACGGAAAGGGGGGACUGGAAGAGGAAGAAGAAGGAAGAAACCGGUGCCAGGGAAGGCCCAGGGGGGGACAAAGCUGGUGGCUCAACCGCCAGUGGCGCUCCCUCCUGUGAUACCGCCCCCACCGAGUCCUCCGGAGAGGAAGCAACCACUUGUGGAGCCCGCAUCCCCGGAACGGCCGUACACCACCCAGGAGAUCGUCAGAUUCAAACGGACGAGUGUGCCACCACCUACUUCAACCUCCACCCCAAAGACGACGACUCCGGUGAAGCGGUCAACAACGACCGCUCCCGUUGAGUCGCCACUUGGACUUGUUGUUCCGGCGACAAAAAGGAAGGCAACAUCACCGACCACCCAGCCAGCCAAGACCAAGCCGCCGCCGGAAUCCGCUCCCCCUGUUGACGACGAAUGGACCAUUGCCAUCAGUGGACUUCGUCGUCAUCUCCAUCAGUACAUACAGGGGGACACGCAGAAACCAGAACUACUUCGGGGAGGUUUUUUGUGGAAGACCAUGGAGGACGGCAGCAGCUACGAGCUUCAUAUCAAGAUCUUCAUUUGUACGCACCCGAAGGGACCAGACCUACAGACAGUGCAUCAUUGCUCAACUCGACAACAGAACGAUCCACAGGAUGUUAGCUCUGCGGCCCCGACUUUAUUUACAACAUCUACACCAGAUCAGUGA